Molecule: messenger RNA, 799 nt
Organism: Anguilla anguilla (European eel)
Lineage: Eukaryota; Metazoa; Chordata; Actinopteri; Anguilliformes; Anguillidae
Product: C-C motif chemokine 26-like
Exons: 4
Coding region: 222-500 (92 amino acids)
Biological process (GO): positive regulation of ERK1 and ERK2 cascade; monocyte chemotaxis; cellular response to interleukin-1
Cellular component (GO): extracellular region
Molecular function (GO): CCR chemokine receptor binding; chemokine activity
Source: RefSeq, a predicted model, not a curated record
GGGCGGAAAACCAAAUGUCACGGUUGACGUUUGACCCACUUACUUUUCCCUGCGGCUCAGAACUUUCCCCAAGAAAGUUUACGGUGAUCCGGAAAAUGCUCCGAAAAGUCCACCUGCUCUCGAACUGGCUAUAAAAUGGAACCCGGGUUAUUCGAUAUCAGAAGUAAUCAGAGAAGAAGAGUCAGUUACCAUUUUAAGACAGUCAAAAGCAUUCAAAUACGAUGGCAAAACUGGGCAUGGCUAUCCCAACAUUACUUCUGGUUCUGACAGCGGUGGUCUCGCUGGGUGAGACGGGUCCUGUGAGGUGCUGUUUAUCAUAUAGUGAAAAAGCCAUCCCUGUCAGCCUGCUGCAACAGUUUCACCGCCAGGACAUCAGAACAUCCUGCAACAUUGAUGCUGUGGUUUUCAUCACUGUGAAGGGGAGGAAGAUCUGUGCCAACCCCAAAGACAAGUGGGUACAGGAGGCAAUGGAAUACAUAAAGAACCAGAGGAGAGCUUGAUGACAUCACCUACGUGUUUUUUGUACGUGAGGCCUGACCUGGUUCAGACACAACUCAGCCGGAUUCCUUAACAGAACACCAUCACUUUAGAAGCACACCUGCUCUUAUAUCAUCCUUCUGCUUUCAGAAUGGCUCAUUUUGCUUGAUUUCGUAAGAAAUUGAUUUUUAAAUACCAACAAAUGUAUUCGACAUAUAAAGUGGUAAAGUACUGCAUAAGUGGUACUCGAUUACAGCUUGUGUAACUCAUUGGAAAAUAAAUGUAUUUUUUUGUAAGCUACUUCAUCAUUAAUAAAAUAAAG